GCGGUGGUGACAUCACAGCAACAAAAGAACGCAUCAAAAAACUCACUUAAUUCAGUAUAGUGAGCCCUUGCACGCUAAGAGAGAGACACUUGAAAAAGUGCGAUCGCUGGAUUUUGGAAACGAGCAGCUUCACUCCGCAGACGUUUCUUCUUGUAGUUCAGCGGAACCCAGAAGACAUCAAAAGAAACAAAAAAGAAAAAGAAAAAAUACAAGCGUCGCCUUUUGCUUCUAACUCUUGUAGGAUUGUUUCUUUUCGAUCCUCUCUCUGGAGGAAAGAAAACUCGAGUUUGAUAUUUUUAUCCCAGAAAAAACGUUUUGGCUCGGUUUAUUUCUCUCCUACCGACUUCACAGCUGCUGAAAAUAUGUGUAAGAAGAGGCGGGCUGUGCUGUGGAGGCUUUCUAUUUUAUGCAGAAUAGCUGUGUGGAGUAACACCAAGUAAUGUGGAAAAAAUCGGACUACAAAGCAGGAAAACCAGAGGUUGGACGAAACGCUUCCUUGUAGGUAACUGCAGAUUUUGAAAAGAAAAAAAAAAAAGCGAGACACUCACGGGCUUGUAAAUGGAAAUGAGUUAACGCUGCAAUUCAGAUCUCGCCUCCCAACGAAACGCGACUUUUUUUUUUUUUUUUUUGCUUGAUUAAAAACAAUAUUUUUUUAAAAUUUGUAUAUACCUGGACUAAUUAACAUGAUAUCACCUUGCUGUGUAUGUGACUAAAAAAAAAAAAGGAGGUUAACACGCUUAAUCGGAUUGAGGACGACGGAUGCGACCUAAAAAACUUCUCUGUACAAGGGAGCGCGUCUUUUGGAUAUAUAAAAAAUGUCUCUUUACUGCGUCUCCUCUUUUUUCCCAUGAAGAGAUCGUUUCAAUGGACGUGUCAGAGAGUGCUUCUUAGUCGAUCGACUGCUCUGUAAAGGUAGCCGACCUCUUUGAGCUUUUGGCCACUGUAGAUGUAACACCUGUAUGCCUGUCUGCCUGCGACUCUAUGAUCUAAUCCAAUAGCAGACACAACAACACCUUUCUUGUAAAUAAGCUUCAACUACACACGUGCAAUACGCUCAUUUACUUGCUUUACCAUGUUUGUGUAGUCCUGGCACCCAUUUAUCUUUUUUUUUUUUUUUACUCUCUGUACAGACAGCUACAAAGACAAAUAUUACCUUUUAUUUCUUUCAUUUUUUUGUUUCAUUUUGUUCUGGUACACGUACGCCUUUAUCUGUGGUUUCCCUUCUUUCUCCCCACUUCUUUUUAUCUUUUUUCCUUUUAUUUUAAUCCACUUCUGUCAUUUUUUUAUGACGCCUCUAUUUAACCCAUAUCCCCUUUAAUUCUUAUCUGUUUUCUCCCGUUUCAUUUGUAGCCAACUGGAACUUUUUUUUUUUCUUUAAUACAUCUUGUUUCCUACAUCAAAGAACAUUUCUGCCUUUUUGAGUUUAUCCUACUGGUGCUUUGAAUCCACCUGAAACAAAUUUAGACUUGUUUCCUGUUUUUAUGAUCAUAUCUGGAACUGUAAGGUAUUUUGUCGAGGCUCUCUUUUUUUUUUUUCCUUUUUUUCAUCCAUUCAUUUUGUGAAUAUACCUGACGCAAACGGCGGAGUUUCUAUAAAGUUCUGACGCUAUGUUCUCUCUCCGGUACAGAUUGAUCAUGGUCGCCGGGGUCCGCGCUCUCAUGGUGCUUCUGCUCUGCCAGGUGCUGCUCGGAGGCUCCGUCGGACUCAUUCCGGAGGUCGGGCGAAGGAAGUUCAGCGAAUCUGGGCGACAAAGUCCGCAACAUUCCGAUGAUAUUUUAAAUGAGUUUGAACUUCGAUUACUCAAUAUGUUUGGCCUCAAGCGGAGACCCCAUCCCAGCAAGAACGCCGUGGUACCGCAAUACAUGUUGGACCUGUAUCGCGUGCACGCGGGUCAAGGAGACGAGAGCGCGGACAGAGCCGGGCCGCUGCCAGGACACGGCUCGGACAAAGCAGCGAGCCGUGCCAACACCAUCCGGAGCUUCCACCACGAAGAAUCCUUAGAGGGGCUCUCAGGCACAAGUGGGAAAACUGUUCAGCAGUUCUACUUCAACCUUACGUCAAUCCCCAUGGAGGAGCUUAUCACUUCUGCCGAACUCCGGAUUUUUCGGAAUCAAGUCCUGGAUGCCAUUUCAAAUUCUACCAGUGGCUACCAUCGUAUUAACAUUUAUGAAGUUAUUAAACCAUCCUCCUCGUCCUCAUCAAAGGAGCCUAUAACAAGACUUCUGGAUAGCAAGCUUGUACAUCAAAGCCAGAGUUCUUGGGAAAGCUUUGAUGUUAGCCCUGCCAUUAUGAGAUGGAUCACUCAUAGACAUCCAAACCAUGGGUUUGUGGUGGAAAUUGUCCACUUAGACAAUGAGGGCAGGGACUCCAAAAGACAUGUGAGGAUCAGCAGGUCUUUACAUGAAGAUGAAGAAACCUGGCCGCAGAUGAGGCCUUUACUUGUAACUUUUAGCCAUGAUGGCAAGGGACACGUGCUCCAUAAAAGGGAGAAGAGGCAAGCGAAGCAAAAACACAAAAAGAGGACCAAAUUCAGCUGUCGAAGGCAUCAGUUGUAUGUGGACUUCAGCGACGUGGGGUGGAAUGACUGGAUAGUUGCACCUCCAGGAUACAAUGCCUUCUACUGCCAGGGAGAAUGCCCGUUUCCUUUGGCGGACCAUCUAAACUCAACAAAUCACGCCAUCGUGCAGACUUUAGUCAACUCUGUAAAUGCAAACAUUCCUAAGGCCUGCUGUGUGCCAACAGAACUCAGCGCAAUUUCAAUGCUAUACCUUGAUGAAUAUGAAAAAGUGGUAUUAAAGAACUAUCAGGACAUGGUCGUGGAGGGCUGUGGCUGCCGCUAAGCAGCAGUGGUGUCGACACUUUAAUAUUUCCCAAUGAAGACUUUUUUAAUUUAUAUAAAAAUUUAAAAGUAACAACUAUUUUGA
Molecule: messenger RNA, 2924 nt
Organism: Polypterus senegalus (gray bichir)
Lineage: Eukaryota; Metazoa; Chordata; Cladistia; Polypteriformes; Polypteridae
Gene: bmp2a
Product: bone morphogenetic protein 2a
Exons: 2
Coding region: 1608-2840 (410 amino acids)
Biological process (GO): BMP signaling pathway; SMAD protein signal transduction; negative regulation of transcription by RNA polymerase II
Cellular component (GO): extracellular region
Molecular function (GO): BMP receptor binding; growth factor activity; cytokine activity
Source: RefSeq, a predicted model, not a curated record